AUGCAACCCGACGUGGACUUGUGGGCAGGCAGGUCGUCAGACAAAUUGGCUUAUGUCGGUCUUCCUGGAACUCGAGGUGUAGUACAACCGAUCAAGGAAAUCAAACCAGGAUUCAGGCUUGCGUUUAAACCUUGUUUACGCAAGCAGGGCUUGGACGAGAGGCUAUUCUCGAAACGCAAUCUAACAUUUGCUGGAGGGCAAGUUAUUUUUGGCUGUCGAAGAGCCCACGAAUGGCGGGAGGAUCAUGUUUUUGAAGACCGGUACACCAAGAGUCAUGGACUUGUAGAAAGUCGUGACAAAGAUCCUGACGACAUCGGGGAAUUCGAAGGAUUGAUUCAAAGCUACGCUGGACUAGCUCUUACAUACCGCAGCGACAUAUACAACGCAUUUGCCGGAAUAAUGCGAUACUUUAAAACGGAUUUGAAGGUUACUCUAUGCCAUGGUAUUCCAGACAAAUUCUUCGACUGGUUCCUUAUUUGGGGACCCCUGGACCCCCAAACCCGUCUGCAUGAUGCGCCAAGUUGGUCGUGGUCGGGCUGGCAGGGUGCGCCAUUUCCACGUAUCUGGGAUUGGUACAGCCGUAGCAUAUCGAGGAUCAGAGUUGCGCAACGGAAGCGCACGUGGAUUAUCUGGUACCAAAGGAGAGCUCACAAUUUGGAAGAUUGCAUACGCGUGUGGACCCCAAAGGCCGACGUAGCAGUAACUUCUCGUGGUCCUCGGAACUUCUAUGGUGGGCAUGUUCAGAAUCGCUUCCCUUUCGAUUGUAGUCGAACGGAACCGACUCCCCGAACGCUUACAGGAGCACCGACAUAUACCCCUGACGCUUAUAAUCCUAACCCUGGAUCAGGAUUUUUGCAAUUUUGGACGGUUUCCGCCAUGUUCAAGCUGGAUAAGGCCCAGAGUCCCCCACCCAAGAUAAAACCCAAAAGUGGAUACACGAUGCUGGGAAUUUACGGCGAUAGCAAACGCGAACUAGGUAUAAUAUAUCUGCGUCCUGACUGGUGCAAGAAUAAUGUUCCCAAUGUGUUUGAGUUCAUUGUUAUAUGCGAAGCACGAGAUGAAAGGGCCAAGGACGGGCGAAUGGACAACGAACCUGGUUGGCGGUAUAUGGUUAUGCUGAUUGAAUGGCACGGAGAGGGCCAGUGGGCUGAGCGUGUAGCUGUUGGAUGGAUCAAAAAGAGAUACUUGGAAAAAGCACUCGGAGAUGGGCCUGUGUGGAAGGAGAUUAUUUUGGGUUGA
Molecule: messenger RNA, 1239 nt
Organism: Psilocybe cubensis
Lineage: Eukaryota; Fungi; Basidiomycota; Agaricomycetes; Agaricales; Agrocybaceae
Exons: 4
Coding region: 1-1239 (412 amino acids)
Source: RefSeq, a predicted model, not a curated record